CAAAAAGAAAUCCAAGAGGAGAAGAAAAAGAAACGAGGAGAGACGACUCGUACAGCAUACGAGCCUUCGCAAAGAUGGAAGUAGAGAACAUCACAUCUCAGGAAUGUCCGAGCCGUUCGCAGGUGGAUGUAGAGAAGGACGAUGCUUCUCAGGAAUCUGUCCCGAAGCCUAAGCUCAUAUACCGUUGUAAGAACUGCAGAAGGAUAGUUGCUGCAGAGGAAAACAUAGUUGCCCAUGAACCGGGAAAGGGUGAGGAAUGCUUUAAAUGGAAAAAGAGAAGUGGAGACUCUGAACAAGUGAAUUGCUCCUCCGUAUUUGUCGAGCCCAUGAAAUGGAUGCAAACAGUUCAAGAUGGAAAUGUGGAAGAGAAACUUCACUGCAUGGGGUGUAACGCCCGGUUAGGUUACUUCAACUGGGCGGGGAUGCAAUGCAGCUGCGGAGCUUGGGUUAACCCGGCAUUCCAACUUCACAAAAGCCGGUUAGACGAGUGUAACAUGUGAGAGCCGCAACACUGUUUGAAUGCUGAAGAUUCAUCACAGAGGGGAUGGAAAUCUCGGCGAUCUCACUGCUGAGCGGACGUGGAUAUGCUCGUUGGAAGUUGAAGAUAAAGUUUUGAUCUUUGGUUGGUGUUCAUAGUUCAGUUGCUUAUUGAUCUUUCCAGUGUGUGUUUUUUCUGUCUUAAAAGACCGAAUGUGUUAUGCCCAUGUUGUACACCAUAGUAAGACUCCCUAUAUAUGUAGAAGACCAAGUAGUGGUUGAGGAAAUUGUAAGGAUGGGAAUUUUGGUUCGGUCCAUUUCAUCCAAAAGUAACCUGAUGGAAUCCAAUAUAAAAGAAAAUUAUAGAGA
Messenger RNA from Tarenaya hassleriana, 846 nucleotides. Its product is annotated as probable inactive dual specificity protein phosphatase-like At4g18593. Gene Ontology annotation, biological process: protein dephosphorylation. NCBI's taxonomy places the organism in Eukaryota, Viridiplantae, Streptophyta, Magnoliopsida, Brassicales, Cleomaceae. The record is from RefSeq and is a predicted model, not a curated record. The coding region runs from base 75 to 500 and encodes 141 amino acids. Gene Ontology annotation, molecular function: protein tyrosine/serine/threonine phosphatase activity. The transcript is spliced from 3 exons.